CUCAGUUUCCAAACUGCCAGAACCAGACACACGACCCAGUUUGGGGAGCAGCCGGCUGCGGGGCAGGCUUCCUGCCUGCUGUGCCCUGCCAGGAACCAGAGGGCAGCUGCUGUGGCCUGGGCUGGCUCCACAGCCGCUCGGAGCUCAGGCUGGGGAGUGUCUGCUGGGAGGGGUUUCUGUAGCUCAGACUCCUGAGAGCGGCUUUUCUCAUCACGGAUUGGGCGCCUACUGUGUGCGUGCCCGAAUCACAGGCUGUGCGGGGUUAGCUCCUGGGGACCCCAGCCACAGGCAGAGGCUGUGGUGGAGACCCCCAUCAUGUGCAGACCCAAGACCGAGUUAGGUAGCAGGAGUGCAGGGGUGGGGUCUGGCUAGAGGCUGGUCUGCUCCCAGGUGCAGAGACCCAGAGAACUCGCCCAGGUGAGGGGUGGGAAGGAGGCAGGUGGUUGGAAGGUUGAAUGGGGCAGUGCCGCCAGCUGUGCAGAAGCGGAGGGGUGGACCCCAGGGGCUCCAUGCUGGGCGGUGGUCUUCUGUGUGGGGUCCGUGUUCCAUGGCCUGAGGGAGUCAGAGACACAAAGGUCCGGGAACAGGACACCUGGUGCUUCUUCGAGCUCCACCCAGAAGUCCACAGUCCAGGCUGCCCCAGCUCCAAACCCUGCAGCCAGGAGUUAGUGCAUUUGAGUGCUUGUGUACAUAUGAGUGUACGGGUGUGUUCAGGUGCGGGUGAGCUGUCCGUAUGUGUGGGAGUGUUCGGGUAUCACAGGUGGUUCUUCGGCUGCAUCUCCCGCUCUGAAGCCGUGCAUCGGCUGCAGUCCUCCGGCAAUGCCGAGGGUGCCUUCCUGAUCAGGGUCAGCGAGAAGCCGAGCGCCGACUACGUCCUCUCGGUGCGGGACACGCAGGCUGUGCGGCACUACAAGAUCUGGCGGCACGUCGGGGGCCGGCUGCACCUGAAUGAGGCAGUGUCCUUCCUCAGCCUGCCUGAGCUUGUGAACUACCACAGGACCCAGAGCCUGUCCCACGGCCUGAGGCUGGCCGCACCCUGCCAGAAGCACAAGCCUGAGCCUCUGCCUCACUGGGACUACUGGGAGAGGCCCAGGGAGGAGUUCACGCUCUGCAGGAAGCUGGGUUCUGGCUACUUUGGGGAGGUCUUCGAGGGGCUCUGGAAAGACCGGGUCCAGGUGGCCAUUAAGGUGAUUUCUCGAGACAAUCUCCUGCACCAGCAGACGCUGCAAUCGGAGAUCCAGGCCAUGAAGAAGCUUCGGCACAAACACAUCCUUGCGCUGUAUGCUGUGGUAUCUAUGGGGGACCCCGUGUACAUCAUCACCGAGCUCAUGGCCAAGGGCAGCCUGCUGGAGCUGCUUCGCAACUCUGAUGAGAAAGCCCUGCCUGUCUCGGAGUUGCUGGACAUUGCAUGGCAGGUAGCCGAGGGCAUGUGUUACCUGGAGUCGCAGAAUUACAUCCACCGCGACCUGGCCGCCAGGAACAUCCUCGUUGGGGAAAACACCCUCUGCAAAGUCGGGGACUUCGGGCUAGCCAGGCUCAUCAAGGAGGACGUCUACCUCUCCCACAACCACAAUGUCCCCUACAAGUGGACGGCCCCCGAAGCGCUCUCCCAAGGGCUUUACUCCAGCAAGUCUGACGUCUGGUCCUUCGGGAUUCUCCUGCAUGAGGUUUUCAGCAGGGGCCAGGUGCCCUACCCAGGCAUGUCCAACCAUGAGGCCUUCCUGAGGGUGGAUGCUGGCUACCGAAUGCCCUGCCCCCCCGCGUGCCCACCCAGUGUGCGCAAGUUGAUGCUGACGUGCUGGUGCAGGGACCCUGAGCAGAGACCCUGCUUCAAGACCCUUCGGGAGAAGCUCUCCAGCUUCACGAGCUACGAGAACCCCACCUGAGCUGCUGUGGAUGGCAUGACCAGGCCCUGCAGAGGAGGGGCCUGGGCCACUGCCCCACCUGGGGUCAAGGCCCACACACCGCCCUGGGGUUACUGAGGUGAUGGGAGCAGGAAAGCUUCACAAAUGAGCAGUGCCUGUGUCCUAUCCACAAGCGUGCUGCUCUUGUUAACCUGUCCUGUGAGACGUGGAAUGCCUGCGUUCCAUACACGGGUGUGAUUCUCUUGUUAACCUGUCGUGUGUGCCUUGGGUCUCAGCUGCCGACAGGCAGCCUGCUCUGAGCCCACAGAUGAGAUGCCAGGAGACUGACUCGGAGGUCAGAGGGGAUUCUGACCGCAGCCACUCUCUGAGUGUCUGUCCACAGUGCCCAGUUAAGGGUGGGAGGCAAACACUCUUGUCCUUGCUUUUCCCAGUUCAGUGUGGCAAGAGGAAGCCAUUCAUGUGGGUUGUGACUCUCGUGUAAAUUUGGUUUUGGUACAAAUGGAUCCUUUCCUCCCAGGGGCAGCUGCUUUUCUCCUGUUGGGCUCAUGUUCUGAGAGCUUGGCUUUACGAAGGGUGAGAAUGCUCUCCCUGGCCUCCGCCAGCCUGAGCAUCACUGCCAGACGCGCCAGCUCACAGGGGCUUUGUAAAAAGGUUUCCUGCCCACAAGGGCUUUUGUUGCCUCCACCUCUGUCACUGGGUCAGUGCUGGACAGCCCCCUCGCUCCUGUGCUGACAAAGGCCUUCCUCUGCUGUCUGUGGGGUGGUUCCAGGCUGGGGGGCUGCCGCCUUUGCACACCCUUUUGAAAUUGUCUCUUUCAUCCAUGGUUAAGUCAUAAAAAGCUCAUCGGUUUUGGUUCUGAGUCACUUGAAAGUCUUUUUGGUUUAAAAUAAGAACAAAAAAAGCAUUCAAUACUAUAAUUUUUACUGUGUUCCAGCAAAAAUGUGAAUAGGAUAUUUGAAAGUAUUUUUUUUUUUAGUUUUCUGGUCAAAAGUUGGCUUGAUGAGAAACUGAUAGCUGGACAUGUAUACCAUCAUUGUUUGUUUGUUUUGAUAUGGAGUCUCGGUGUGUUGCCCAGGCUGGAGGGCAGUAGUGUGAUCUCGGCUCACAGCAACCUCUGCCUCCUGGGUUCAAGUGAUUCGCCUGCCUCAGCCUCCCAAGUAGCUGGGAUUACAGGCACGAGCCACCAUGCCCGACUAAUUUUUGUAUUUUUAGAAGAGGCAGGGUUUCACCAUGUUGGCCAGGCUGGUCUCAAACUCCUGACCUCAAAUGAUCCACCCGCCUCAGCCUCCCAAAGUUGGAACUACAGGCCUGAGCCACCGUGGCCAGCCUAAUCUUUGAAGGCUUCACUCUCUUUUAAAAUAGAGAUGGGGGGUCUCACUAUGUUGCCCUGGCUGAUCUUGAGCUUCUGGGCUGAAGCCUCCUCCCCCUCGACCUCUCAGUGCUGGGGUUACAGGCGCGAGCCAAGCCCCGGCCCCAAGGCCUCUCUCGCUUCUCCCACGGGAGUCUCAGUUCCAGAAAGCUCUCCCUGCUGCCCGCGGGUGUCGGCUCUACCAGCUCGCCCGCUCCCUGCUGGAACUUGCUGGCGUCGGCCGCGCCUCUGAGCCUUUUCGCUCCUCCUUCCUCCACCAACUCUGUUCUCCCGUCGGCCCCCACGAGUCCUCGCUGUGUCCCCCAUGCCUGCGGCUCCUACACCUCCAUGUCUGCCCCACGGGACCCCUGCUUCCCACGCCAGCCCCGGGCACUGGGACUCCAGGCCUUCCCGCUCCCAAGGGACUCUCGGUCCGAAACGCAACUGCCGGGGGCUGGGAACGCUGACCUGGACUGUGGCGCCUGGGGCUUCCCCCAACCCCCCGCGUCAGCAACGGGCUCCCGGAAACAGAGUCCCAGAAACAGAGUUCCGGAAACGGGCUCCCGGAAACGGAGUCCCGGAUGUGAGUCCGUGGCCUCCUCAAGGUUGACCUCUGACCUUAGGCAGACAUGUGCCCAGAUUCCUUUGAACAGUUUCUUCUCGGUGCCUUUGAGACGUUAAGUUUCUACCUCGUUUCUUCUAACACCCGAGUCAUGUGUUUGAAAAUACAAAUUUCAAGGAAAUGAUUGUCCUCAGGGGGAAAGAAAAAGAAAACCUUUUUGAAAAUUGGGCAAAUAAAAUAAUUUAAAAGUCUUUUCCACAAAUAUUAGUAAAAAGCUUUAGUCAUCUGAGUGAGUAAUCUUAACUUGUCCCAUUUUGGCUAGAAACACACCUUGGAGCGGGGCGAGGUGGCUCAUGCCUGUAAUCCCAGCACUUCGGGAGGCUGAAGCGGGCGGAUCACGUGGCGUCAGGAGUUCGAGAUCAGCCUGACCAAUAUGGUGAAACGACGUCUUUAAAAAAGAAAAAAAAAAAGAAACACACCUUGGAGAGAAAUAUAAAGAAAGACCAGCCUGGGCAACAGAGAUAGACCCCAUCUUUACCAGCUGGGUGUGGUGCCGUUCACCUGUGGUCCUGGCUCCUCGUGAGGCUGAGGCAGGAGGUCGAGGCUGCAGUGAGCUGUGAUUACACCACUGCACUCCAGCCUGGACAGCAGAGUGAGAGCCUGUCUCAAAAAAUAAAAAAUACUGAAGAUACACCUGUGUUUUACUGAGUGGAGAAUAAAAAUUCUAGAACAACA
Messenger RNA from Callithrix jacchus (white-tufted-ear marmoset), 4510 nucleotides. The record is from RefSeq and is a predicted model, not a curated record. NCBI's taxonomy places the organism in Eukaryota, Metazoa, Chordata, Mammalia, Primates, Cebidae.